Molecule: messenger RNA, 1733 nt
Organism: Panonychus citri (citrus red mite)
Lineage: Eukaryota; Metazoa; Arthropoda; Arachnida; Trombidiformes; Tetranychidae
Exons: 3
Coding region: 1041-1688 (215 amino acids)
Source: RefSeq, a predicted model, not a curated record
AAAAUGCCUCAUUUAAUUGAUAUUUAUUCUAAUUUGUUUUCCGUUUAUUUUUAUUUACCAAAGUGGUUAGAUGUUCCUGAUUCUGUGUUAAAGACUGUGAUUAUUAUUGCUAACGAGCAUUUAGAGGAUGAUGUUCAUAGUUUUGAGAGAGUCGAGUGUUUAAAUGGUUUCAAAAUUAUUAUGAAAAUUUCUAGUAAAUUUCGCUUUUUUUUGGAUUCUAUUGAUAUGAUGUUAUUCAUAAGAGGUGAAUUUCUUCCUGUGUUCGAUUUUCUCCAUGAUGACAUGAUAAUUCAACUACCUUUGGAUAGUGAAGAUUAUUUGUUCAUCAUUGAAAAUUAUGAUGGUAUAGAAAAGGUUUACUUGGAAGUGCCUAUGAUUUUAGACGAUAAGUAUCAAUUUGAAAGUUUUGAGGAUAAUACUUAUCGGUUAAUCUUCAAAAUUUGAAUCGUAAACAAAGAAAGUACAUUUCCGGAUUAGAUCAAUUGUAACGCCAUCUAUUGAUGUUGUCGAAAGAAUUCCGGAAAUGUGAUCAGUUUCUCUUUGUUUCUAAUUGUGUAUAAUUCAUCAAUUCUAUUUUCUUUUAUUAUUUUAAGUUUAAUUAAUUAAUUUCAUUUAUUUGGUGUAUUUUAAUAAUGGAUUCUCUUCAAAAUUUAAAAGUUAAAAUUCGACCAUCAAUUAUUUAAUCGUAUUGGAUAUUGAAGCCUCGGUUGAGGAACCAGAUUGCCAACAUUAACUUGUUCUUUGAGCGUUUGAAAGAGGAUACACUUCUCUUUGCUCUUAUUGCUGUUCCUUCUUUGGUUACCAUCGAGGGUGAUGGAGUUAGAAUUAACCUUUAUCGAGCUUCAGUCCCUCGCUUACAUGAACUGUUAACGAGUAGAAGUUAUAUUGACUUGCCUAUCCAGCGUGAACCAGUUGAUAAUUUAGAAGUGUUUUUCUACAGGCCAGAAACCGAUCUUGAUUCGACAGAUAAACAAAUAUGUGAUCUUCUCGCCGACUCAUUUGGAUACCCAAUUGAAAGUUUUAGUUAUAAGGAGAGUCUAAUGUAUGGUCAUAGGACUUUAAUCAUUUCCAUCGUAUCAAGAGAGGUAAUGAUGGAUCUUUUAAAAUCAAAGAUGAAAGGUAGUUUAUAUGAGAAAGACCUUUAUCUAUUCAAUCAUUUCGACACUUAUCAUUGUUGGACUUGUAAGGGACGAUUUUCUAUUGGUCAUGAUUGUGGUACCGUGAGAUUGUGUUAUCUAUGUGGAAAUCCAGGUCAUAUUGGAAAUUGUCCAAGAGCUCCAAUAAAUAUCAGGUGUACAACUUGUGGUUUACUUCAUGAACGAGGGUCCUCUGGUUGUCCCUUACUGAUGAAAAAGGUCGUUCGGAAAUUAGCCAACACUGAUUAUACCUUUAAUGAGGUAUAUGUUGACUUACAAACAUAUUAUGUCAUUUUGGUUAACAUAAUGGAAAUUUGGCAUUUCAGUGAUCUCGAAUUGGUUCUCAAACAGAUAUUCCAUCAGCCUCAUUUGGUUAAAGAAGUUCGAUUUAUUAAUUCUUAUUGCCACUUUACAAAGUUGGUCAUCCAGUCUAAUGAAGAAGUCACUGGUUUGAAACAACGGGAGAUAAUUCAUAUCACCCUUAAGGAUAAUAAAUAUUUCAUGUUUCAUAAUCGAUAUAAUAACUUUAUCGUUGUAAUAGAUCAUAAUUAACCGUAUUUUUAAAAGACUUAAUGUUAGUUCUUAAAUAAAAUAAUC